CAACGGCAGCGGCAGUCAAGAUGCGGCUCCUCGUGUGCUCUCUGCUGGUGUGCAGUGUUCUGUGCGCAGACGGCACCGGAGCCCACGACAUCCCGUUGAAGAGCAGCAUCGGUACAGAGCCGGAGGGCGGCUAUGGCACGCCCAGCAUCCUGCAGAGGAUGGAGGAGCGUCUGAUCCAGAUGGCGGCGAGGCUGGAGACGCUCACACACACGGUGGACACGCAGCUGGCGCAGCUGGACAACAGCGUACUGCAGCUGUACAGGGAGGUGGGCAGCAGUCGGCUGACAGAGACCCUAGCCGAGCUCAGGCAAGCCGCGCUUGCAGCGAAGGCGCCCGCCGCUACCGCCGCCGCCAGCCCGCCCGACCUCGCGGACACCAUCAGCCAGGAGAUCCGCCAGUCGGAGCAGCAGCUGCAGGCGCAGCUCAACGACACGCAGCAGCGGCUGGUCACCCUGCUGGAGGAGGCGCGUCCCGUCGCCGUAGCGACCGGCAGCGGCGCCACCACUGUCAUCGUGGAGCGGUGCAGCUUCCGGGACCAGUUCCAGACCGUUGACGAGUGGCGUCCGGCCGACUGUGCCGCCGUCCAGCAGCGACACCAGCACAGCGGCGUCUACACCAUCUUCCCACCCGUAUGCGGCAACGGCGGCGGCAUCCGCGUCUUCUGCGACAUGGAGACGGACGGCGGCGGCUGGACGGUGCUCAUGAGGCGCGCGGACGUUGCCGACCACCAGGACUUCAACAUGGGCUGGCAGAGCUACAAGUGGGGCUUCGGCAACCUCAGCAGCGAGUUCUGGCUGGGCAACGAGUACAUGAGCCUGCUGACCAGCAUGGAUCAGAUGCAGUUACGUGUGGAUCUGAAGGCUUGGGACAACGCCUCCACCUUCUCCACUUAUACUCCCUUCUCCAUCGGCACUGAACAGCAGAAGUACGCAAUCAAAAUUGGUAAGUAUGAAGGAAACACUGGGGAUUCCCUGACAUAUUGUAACAACUGCAAGUUCUCAACGAAGGAUCAGGACAACGAUAGCUGGAGUAAGCAUUGUGCAGUGGUGUACAAGAGUGCGUGGUGGCACAAGUCAUGCAUGUAUGUAACUCUGACAGGGCAGUACGCCAAAGGUGCCAUCAAAACGGCUUGGCACGGAGUUACCUGGAAACACUGGAAGGGAGAAAGGUACUCGUUGAAGCAUGUUGAGCUGAAAAUGCGUCCCGUUAAUUACAUGACUUGGUGUCACAAACUGGCGCAAGAAGGUGCAAGGGAAUGAUGAUGAUUGAUGUCAUGAUGAAUGAUUUAAUGAUGAUUGAUUUGAAUGAAUGCUGAGCUGAAUUGAAUUGAAGUGGAUGAAUAAAUGAUUUAAGCCAUGCUAUCAUGCGUUUAUCGCUAUCAUGUCAUUGGCAUUACCAUGAUUCCCUUUUGCUUGGUUGUUUGUUGUCUCACAUCUUGUAACAAUACAGGGCGAAGUGUGGACAUGAUGUCUGUACAAAUGACUAGGUGCCGGUGUAAAUAACGACUUGGUAUGCCCAUUUUGCAGAACAAUAUGUAUCACGCCUUAGUGAGUUAAGAGUCACAGUGCAUCAACUGUGAGAUGCCAAUUGCUUUCAAGUCUCUGUGUGCGAGGUUAAGUCCAUGGCUCUGUUU
Molecule: messenger RNA, 1633 nt
Organism: Pollicipes pollicipes
Lineage: Eukaryota; Metazoa; Arthropoda; Thecostraca; Pollicipedomorpha; Pollicipedidae
Product: techylectin-5B
Exons: 1
Coding region: 21-1259 (412 amino acids)
Source: RefSeq, a predicted model, not a curated record